AAGCGAGCAGAGGUCAGCUCUCCGGCACUGCUGGCCGCCUCUUUCCCCGGAGACCUCCACUCUCCUCUGGCCUCUGCAUCCCAGAGCUGCGGCUGCCACCCGGCCGAGGGGACCGGCCAGCCCUAGCCCUGCUCCCUGCGGGAACACAGCUGGCGACACCCCAUUAGACACCCGGGUCUAAGAAACAGGAGGAAAAGACCUUCAGCCCCCUCUAAGGAGAAUCAUGGCAUACAACCAGGAUCCUCCGGCUGAGACCCCCAUCAUCAAGUUCAAGGGCCAAGACUUCAGCUUCUUGCGGGAUUACUGCCUAGGCAGAGGCCUGCUAUUUGAGGAUGAGACAUUCCCUGCUGAGACUUCCUCCAUAGGUCUGGGGCUUCUCAAGGGCCACAACCUCUCCCGCCUGAUGUGGAAGCGGCCACAGGAUAUAUUAGAGGGUAGAUCUGAGCCUCAUUUCAUCCUGGAAGGUGUGAGCAGAUUUGACAUCCGACAAGGAAAAGCAGCAGAUUGCUGGUUCCUGGCGGCACUGGGCUCCUUGACACAGAGCCCACAGCAUCUGCAGAAGAUCCUGAUAGACCAAAGCUUUUCACAUCAGUAUGCAGGGAUUUUCCGUUUCCGGUUCUGGCGGUGUGGCCAGUGGGUGGAAGUGGUAGUUGAUGAUCGCCUCCCUGUCCUGAACAAGGAGUACCUGUUUGUGUAUCCUCGCAGCAACCAAGAGUUCUGGCCCUGCUUGCUGGAGAAAGCCUACGCCAAGUUCCACGGGUCCUAUCUCAACCUGCACUACGGCUACCUCCCUGACGCCCUGGUGGACCUCACGGGAGGGGUGGUCACCAGUGUCAACCUGCACUCCUCCUCUUCUGACCUGGUGAUGGUGGUGAAGAUGGCGGCCAAGGCAGGCUCCCUGAUGACCUGCGCCACCCCGCCAGGGAAUACUGACAGCUCGGUGUGCUUCUCUCCCUUGAAGCCGACAGAAGAGGCCACGGUCCUGGAGAAUGGCCUGGUGAAUAAGCACGCCUACACGGUGACCGAUGCAGAGCAGAUUCAGUACAGGAGGCGCUGGGAAGAUCUCAUUCGCCUGUGGAACCCUUGGGGCAAAACUGAAUGGAGAGGUCGCUGGAGAGACGGGUCUCUGGAGUGGCAGGAAACCCACAGCCAGCGGAAAGGCCAGCUGCAUGAGAAUAAGGAUGAUGGCGAGUUUUGGAUGUCAUGUCGAGAUUUCCAAGAGAAUUUCUCCUCCCUGUUUAUAUGUAACCAAUUUCCAGUCAGCAUGGACCGUGGAAGCAUGCCCCCUGAAAGAUGGUCCCAAAUGAUAUUUAAGGACCAUGCCAUUCCAGGACAUCAGAGGGACAUGCAGUACUUCUUCUGUGUACCAGAGAACAUGGAAAGCAACAAUGUCAUCGUGUCCUUCAACAUCAUGCCACAAAAUGUAAGGACAAAAAACAAGGAAUUUCCACUCAUCUUCAGUGUGUUCAAGGUCGACCCUCAGUUCCAGCACUUCCGGGAGAGGCUGCCAUCUACCUUUUUUCACCAGUUCAGAAAUCCAGACAAGGGCAUAACUUCUCAAAGCAAUUACAACCUCACAAAGUACUUCAAUCUGACACAGGGGACCUAUGUGGUAGUCGUCUCUGCGCACAAAGCAGUGGAGUUCUUGCUCCGAAUCUUCCUGAAGAUGCCAGAGAGUGACAGGAACCUGGGCAGCAACUUCAACCUCAGAGCACUGAAGGGGCUGAACAUUGAUGCCAGCCAGCUUCAGACCCUUCUCAACCAGGAACUGCUAACAGGGUCUCCAGGGGACACGUUCUCUUUGGAUGAGUGCCGCAGCAUUGUGGCUCUGAUGGAACUGAAAGUGAAUGGGCGCCUUGACCAGGAGGAGUUUUCAAGGCUGUGGAGCCGUCUCGUCUGCUGCCAGAGUGUUUUCCAGAACAUCCAGAAGCACUCUGGAGUUUUCCUGAGCUCAGAUUUGUGGAAGGCCAUAAAGGAUGCAGACUUCCUUGCAGGGAUCUCUGUCAACAAAGAGCUGCUGGACCUCAUGACCCUCAGAUACAGUGACCACACUGGAAGGGUUGGCUUCUCCAGCCUGGUCUGCUUUCUGUUGCGACUUGAAGCCAUGGCAAGGACUUUCCAGAACCUCUCUAAGGAUGGAAAAGGACUCUACCUGACCAAAAUGGAGUGGAUGAAUCUGGUCAUGUACAACUGAAGCAGAGAGUAGAGCAGUCCCCAGAGGCCAGAAAUAGUGUCUUGAGGAAUGGGCCACCUUCUUCUACUCUGCAUGACGCUGAAAUACGGGCAGCAGUGGCCCCGAUCCUGCUGACUUACCGACAACAGCUUUCCCCAGAGCCAGCCAACUUCUAUCCUGAUAAAUCCAUCUCUCCCAUCCUGCAGACCGAAGGGAUCCUUUUUGAGAGUUGGGAGUCUGGAUUUUCCUCUGGUGAUGUGAAAACUGCCUACCCACUCAGGCAAAUAUACACCUGGUGAUCACUAGGCACCUUUAGAACCGAGGGUGCGUAGCCUUCCAGGGCUGACUUUUAAAGAGAAAUGUACCCAAUUAGGAAAAUGACAUGGACACUCCAAGGACUUAACCAUGAAGGAGAGGGAAUUGGAAUCCAGGAAACAGGAGAUCCACCCCCAGAUCCUGUGCUCACUCAGGCAGUCCAAGGACGGAGAAAGCUGUGCCGCGGACAAGAGAGCAAGAUGAGCAACCUUUGGGAAGAAAGGAACCAACAGUUUUUCUGAUCACUUAAUCAUGGGAAAAUCAUGUUCAGAGGCUUUUGAAAUUCUGCCGGAGAGUUCCAGGAGAAUUAUUAGGAUAAUGGCAUAGACUAAGCAGAUUUUUUAAAUGAGGUAAUUAUUAACUCCUGGAUGAACAAAGAAUUAUAGAAGAAAGGAACUGUGGUCCUGGAAUAUCUCUUCACUUAGUAGAGAACAGUACAUACAUAGUCAUAAUAAAAUAAAAAUUGAAUAUUGAUUUAACAAAAUAUGGGACAUAAAUAUGUUGGAGAAUGG
Messenger RNA from Manis javanica (Malayan pangolin), 3000 nucleotides. Lineage: Eukaryota; Metazoa; Chordata; Mammalia; Pholidota; Manidae. The record is from RefSeq and is a predicted model, not a curated record.